Peniophora sp. CBMAI 1063 is the source of this 1083-nucleotide messenger RNA. Lineage: Eukaryota; Fungi; Basidiomycota; Agaricomycetes; Russulales; Peniophoraceae. The record is from the annotation of a GenBank genome assembly.
AUGUCAACGCAACACUCCGCUCUUAUUCUGCCUGCUGCUGGCGCCGCUUUCGAGGUUGGCAAACGUGACACGCCCACGGCAGGCCCUGGUCAAGUCCUCAUACGCAACAAAGCUGUGGCCCUGAACCCUGUCGACCUCUUCAUCCAGGCCACCGGCUACAUUGUCAGUAUCUUCGGUUUCCCCGCCGUCGCGGGCAUGGAUGGCGCUGGCGAGAUUGCUGUGCUCGGCGAGGGCGUGACAGGCUGGAAUGUCGGCGACAAGGUCAUCUACCAGGCGGCGUAUAUGGCAGACACCGACUCGUUCCAGGAGCUCACACUCGCGUUCGCGUCACGCAUCGCAAGGAUUCCGAGUAAUCUGUCGUACGAGAAAGCUGUCACUGUACCUCUUGGACUCGCCACGGCCGCCGUGGGUGGAUACAAGCCCAGGCUCUCUGACUUGCGCCCUGAUGGUCACGAUGUCGGCGGUGCGGGGCUCACUCCUCCCUGGGAGGCGGGAGGUCGCGGAAAGUAUGCCGGGCAGGUUGCUGUCAUUCUUGGAGGCGCUAGCUCUGUCGGCCAGUUCGCCAUCCAACUCGCGAAGCUCUCGGGAUUCAGCACCAUCAUCUCGACGGCCUCCAAGCGCAACGAGGCAUAUGUAAAGAGCGCGGGCGCGACGCACGUCAUCGACUAUCACGAUAUCCCCUAUGCUGAACUUUCCGCGGCCGUGAAGAAGAUCACGGGCGACGCGCCGAUCAAGUAUGUCUACGAUGCCGUCUCGACCGCGGAUACGCAGAAGGCUGGCUGGGACUUGGUCUCAUCUGGCGGAGUCCUGGUCGUCGUGCUUCCGCCCUCGCCCGACGUGGGAAAGCCAGGUCAGGAAGACGAGGCAGGGAGGCGCCUGGUGUGGGUCGCCAGCGUUUUGGGAGACCCAUACAACGCCGAGUUCGGGGAUGGCCUGUACGCUGUGCUCACCGAUCUUCUCGAGAAGGGCGAGAUCAAGCCUAACAACGUCGAGGUCAUUGGGCAUGGCCUUGAGGUUAUCCCUGCUGGACUCGGCAAGCUCGCAAAGGGUGUAAGCGGUGUUAAGCUGGUGGCGACUCUAUGA